GACACAGCCAGAGCACUGAGAGAUAUCAGGUAUUGAUGUAACUGGAGUGAAUAAGGGAACCUUCUUCCUGAGCACAGACAUUGGAGCCUGUUAUCAGCAUGAACUCAUAUGCGUUAGACAAACACGUGAAUAGUUCAUAUCCCGCCUUCACUACAGAAAGCAUCAGAAUGAUUCCACAAACUCAAAUAGUCUUAGACACCAAUGACUAUUCACAAACAUUGGGGAUAUCACAAAAGAUAUUAACAGACAAUGGUGAAUUGGCAGGAACUGGGCAGCAAUCAUUAUGUACAGAGAGUAAUUUAGUCAUCAAACAAGAGGACAACAUUUAUGCCUUAUCUAGUGAAAUGAUUAUCCCAGAGGAUAAACCACACACAUUUACUGGGUUUUCAAAACAUAUUAAAGAAGGGAAAAGUCUUCAGUCUAACCAAAUGAUUCAUACAAAGGAGAAACCUUUCAAAUCUACAGAAUGUGAGAAAAGCUUUAGAUGGAAGUCUCAGCUACUAGAACACCACAAAAUUCACACAGGUGAGAAACCACACACAUAUACUGAGUGCGGCAAGUGUUUUACAGAAAAACGUAAUCUGAAAAUUCAUGAAAGGAGUCACACAGGAGAAAAGCCGUUCACAUGUACAGAGUGUGGAAAAUGUUUUACACAUAAGAGUAAUCUGAAAACUCAUGAAAGGAUUCACACAGGGGAAAAGCCUUUCAGAUGUACAGAGUGUGGAAAAUGUUUUACAGAAAAACGUAAUCUGAAAAUUCAUGAAAGGAGUCACACAGGAGAAAAGCCGUUCACAUGUACAGAGUGUGGAAAAUGUUUUACAGUACAGAGGCAUCUGAAAACUCAUGAAAGGAUUCACACAGGAGAAAUGCCGUUCACAUGUACAGAGUGUGGAAAAUGUUUUACAGAAAAAAGUAGUCUGAAAACUCAUGAAAGGAGUCACACAGGAGAAAAGCUGUUCACAUGUACAGAGUGUGGGAAAUGUUUUACAGAAAAAAGUCAUCUGAAAAAGCAUGAAAGGAGUCACACAGGAGAAAAGCCGUUCAAAUGUACAGAGUGUGGAAAAAGUUUUACAGAAAAAAGUAAUCUGAAAAGUCACGAAAGGAUUCACACAGGAGAAAAGCCGUUCACAUGUACAGAUUGUGGAAAAAGUUUUACAGUAAAAAGUAAUCUGAAAAAUCAUGAAAGGAUUCACACAGGAGCAAAGCCGUUCACAUGUACAGAGUGUGAGAAAUGUUUUACAGAAAAAAGUCAUCUGAAAAAGCAUGAAAGGAGUCACACAGGAGAAAUGCCGUUCAAAUGUACAGAGUGUGGAAAAUUUUUUACAGAUAAAAGUAAUCUGAAAAUUCACGAAAGGAUUCACACAGGAGAAAAGCCGUUCACAUGUACAGAUUGUGGAAAAAGUUUUACAGUAAAAAGUAAUCUGAAAACUCAUGAAAGGAGUCACACAGGGAAAAAAACUUUUCACAUGUAGAGUGUGGAAAAAGUUGUAUACAUAAGAGUGAACUGAAAAUUCAUGAAAGGAUUCACACAGGGGAAAAGCCUUUCUCAUGUACAGAGUGUGGGAAAUGUUUUACACAUAAGAGUUAUCUUAAAAGUCAUGAAAGGAUUUACAAGGGAAGAAACAUUUCACAUAUUUGGAAAGUGGAAAUUUUUUUUUUAUUUUAAUCAGGUAUCACAAAACACCAAAUAUUUACACACAAAUAAACUUUAUAUAUUUUACAGUGAGCAAACCUUUUUUAUAAUUAUCCUAAUGAGGACAAACUUUCUAAAUAGAAGAAUCAAAAAGGAUCCUAUUGUAAAUAAUACUUUCUUAAUCCCAGUUAUAAAAACCCCAGAUUGGAAGUGCUCUCCUGCUGUCCUUUGUUCCUCUAUAUAUGUACACCUCAGUUUCUCUCAUAUCAAUGUGAUAGAAUCCAAACACCACACAGGAAUAUACAGAUCUGUCCUCAUACUGACCAGUUUACACAACCAUUCACCACCAAAGCACCCCCAGUGUUGUUUAUUAAUAUGUCAGUGUUAGGAGUUGUACAUUUGAUUUACAUAGGGGAGAAAAUAAUUACAUUUACAGAAUAAAGGAGUCUUUAUAUGAAUAAAGUAUUAGAUAAUUAUAUCAACAAGAACAUCAGUCUCAAAUGAUUGACAUCUGGGAGAUAUAUUUAAUGUGCACAUCAUGUGGAUAAACCUUUUCUUAUAGCAAUAGAUGCUUAGCAUUGUACAAUUGUACAUGUUAUAUGCUAGAGGAAUUACUGAGGAGAAACUGAUUUUAUUUCAUGAGACACAAUAUCAGUUUCCGGUACAUACGUGAUCAUAAUCAGUUUAAUUUAAAUGGCAACUAUAACCUACAUGUAUACUGGGUAUGUAAUAUGUAUGUCAUGUUCUGUAACUUGAUAUGUCUAAAUAAAAAGAGAGAAGCGGUCAACCUGGGAA
This is a messenger RNA of Bombina bombina (fire-bellied toad), 2428 nucleotides long. Its product is annotated as gastrula zinc finger protein XlCGF26.1-like. Gene Ontology annotation, molecular function: RNA polymerase II cis-regulatory region sequence-specific DNA binding; DNA-binding transcription factor activity, RNA polymerase II-specific. The coding region runs from base 99 to 1472 and encodes 457 amino acids. Gene Ontology annotation, cellular component: PcG protein complex; transcription regulator complex. The record is from RefSeq and is a predicted model, not a curated record. The transcript has 2 exons. NCBI's taxonomy places the organism in Eukaryota, Metazoa, Chordata, Amphibia, Anura, Bombinatoridae. Gene Ontology annotation, biological process: regulation of transcription by RNA polymerase II.